Messenger RNA from Alligator mississippiensis (American alligator), 2202 nucleotides. RefSeq lists its product as uncharacterized. The transcript is spliced from 2 exons. NCBI's taxonomy places the organism in Eukaryota, Metazoa, Chordata, Crocodylia, Alligatoridae. Bases 436 to 1713 code for a protein of 425 amino acids. The record is from RefSeq and is a predicted model, not a curated record.
AGAUUACACAUCAAAAAUCACGCUGACUGCUGCUGCUCAAAGGACCAAUGGCCAUUAAGCUGCAGACUCCGCAACUACAGUGCUAUGGUAAACACACAGAAAAGGGAGGAGGUAUGUCCAGGAGCGACUUCCACUCCCCUUAGAUACACCAGUCCAUAAGUUCCAGAUCGGAGAUGAGGUGCUGGUCCGAAUGUGGAAAGAAGAGCCGCUUCAGCCCAGGUGGAAGGGACCGUAUCCUGUGAUUCUCACCACUCACGCUGCAGUGAAGGUUCAGGGGGUAAAACUGUGGAUACACUACCCCUGGGUGAAGGCCGCACCAGAAGUACCACCUGCGGGAGAAGUUGCUGAGAGUGUCGCACCAGAAGCCAACACAAACGGACACCGUUGGACAGCAGAGCCAGUAGAAGGACUUAAAUUUCUGUUUAAACGUCAACCAUGUGGACAGUAGUUCUUUGCAUAGGCGUAAUGUUUCUAGGGUCUAAGGGGUUGGUGCACCAAAGGUUCGAAAAGAGUCAAAAUGUGUGGGUUUAUUUGGCAAAGGAUGUAUUAAAUGUCACUCAUUUUUGUUUGGCGGGAGGAACAUCGGUUGAGGAUAUUUUCACGUCAUGCCUUAUAGGGGUGCCCACUCCGUUGGAAGCAGUCCGGAAUCAGACUUGGUUCGCAUCUGAGGGAAUAGGAGUUCCAAUCAAUUACACUAACUACCCCAUGUGGGGAACCAUUACCACAGAAAGGAACGCCAGUACCUUUGAAAUAGAUUUGUUGACAGUCACCUCCCCUAGUAACACCAGCUAUGCCAAUUUUGUGAACUGUACCAAAGCUUGUAAGAGCCUAACCAAAGAAAUGAAAAUUUUCAAUUGCUCAGACGUGACUAAUGUAUCUUGCAACUACGGUCAUGUGGUAUUACCCCGGGGGUGGUUCCUUCUUUGUGGGAAGACUUCCUAUUCAUAUAUCCCAGCCAAUGCCACAGGAGGCCCUUGUGCUCUGGGCCGGUUGACUGUCUGGCUACCAGGUAUGCCUACAACCCCUAGUAAAUGUCACCGGAGAGGUUUGCAUGUGCUAGAUGAAUCCUGUGAUAGUGACAUAGACCUCCUGAGUAAGGCCGAUGUAGUGUCCUUAGCAGUUUCCAUAGUAGGGGUGCCAGGCCUAGUAGUGGACUCUGAGAGGCAGCUUAGUAAGGUGGCCUGUGCCCUGGCAAAGGGCCUAAAUACAACUUUACAGGCCCUAGCUGCCCUCAGUACUGAAAUGAAAGAACUAAGAGGAGCUACUCUGCAAAAUAGAGCAGCCAUAGAUUACCUGUUGCUGAGGCAUAACCACGGAUGUGAAGAGUUCAAGGGAAUGCGUUGUUUCAGUUUGACAGAUAAUUCCGAGUUGAUAGAGUCAAAAGUGCAGAAGUUAAAAGAAGUUCUGUCCCACAUUAAGCAAGGGGAAGGGUUCGACUUCUCAUGGCUUACUUCUUGGCUUCCUAAUUUUUCAUGGCUUAAGCAAAUUUUCCUAUUAGUUGUGGCAAGUAUGUGUAUUUUCUUGAUGAUUUGUUGUGGAGUACAGUGUGUGCCUAUGUGUUGUGAGGUACUGAAGAGAUCAAUUUCUUCCCCCGUUCACCGCAUGAUGCUUGUAAAACCAUCAGUUACAAACCCGAUCCAAAAGAAUCGGGAGGGAGCGAAGAGAUUUCUGAAGAUGAAAAAGAUGGUCGAGGACUAUGGUCCUAUUCCAUAGGGUCAUAGCCUCAAAGUGGGGAUUUGAUGAGUACAACUGAAACUUUUAUAGGUUUUUUUAUACUUUGGGAACAGCUGUAUGUUUUGAAAAAAGUAUUUUAUCUAACCAAGGGCAUAGAGUAGGUUGUUUAGGCUGGGGGAGAUCGCUUGUUGCCUAGUUGCUUAAUUGCUGGCCUUGCUAGAGGGAAAGCCAUAUCAGCAAGGUCCCUAAGGGGUUGGAAAGGGGGGUUACUGGCUGAGCUUGCUGAAUAACAGGUGCCACAUCAGCAAAUUACACUGUCACGAAGGCAAGUUCAAACUGACUAGGGAGGGGUCUGUAGCUAGGGUGAAGUGCGCAUGGACCAAAAAGGGCAACCUAUAGUAACUGCAUAGCGUGUAAGGCUAGAAGAGGCUAUAUAAGGCUAAUGCGCACUUGGGUGGGUGUGCUUGCUUUGCGAACGAUUGCCAAGCACCACUUUCUGAGCAGAAAUAAAGAUUAAGAUAGAUUCUU